GUGCACUGUGUCUAUCGGACACAGCGGAUCACCGAUCAAUGGAAAGAGCCGAAGAUGUCGGCUCUGUCAUGUGAUCAGCUGUGUCCAAUCACAGCUGAUCGCAUAGGAGAGGAGAGCCGGUAAUCGGCAUUACUCAGAGGGGACAUGUACACUGAUCAUCACGGCACUGAUGAUCAGUGUGCUCUGAUGAUCUGUGUAGCCCCAGCAGUGCCACCUGUCAGUGUCCAUCAAUGCCACAUGCCAGUGCCCAUCAGUGCCACAUCAAUGCUACAUAUCAGUGCCUACCAGUGCACAUCAAUUCCACAUAUCAGUGCCCAUCUGAGCUGCCUUUCAGUGCCACCUAUCAGUGCCAGUCAGUGCCACCUAUCAAUGCCAGUCAGUGCCACAUAUCAGUGCUGCCAAUCAGUGCCACCUAUCAGUGCCAGUCAGUGUUGCCUAUCAGUGCGCAUCAGUGCUACCUAUCAGUGCCGCCUAUCAGUGCCAGCCAGUGCCGCCUAUCCG
This is a messenger RNA of Staurois parvus, 501 nucleotides long. Lineage: Eukaryota; Metazoa; Chordata; Amphibia; Anura; Ranidae. The record is from the annotation of a GenBank genome assembly.